Messenger RNA from Mya arenaria, 4561 nucleotides. Its product is annotated as F-actin-capping protein subunit alpha-like. The coding region runs from base 40 to 906 and encodes 288 amino acids. Lineage: Eukaryota; Metazoa; Mollusca; Bivalvia; Myida; Myidae. The transcript has 10 exons. Gene Ontology annotation, biological process: barbed-end actin filament capping; actin cytoskeleton organization. Gene Ontology annotation, cellular component: F-actin capping protein complex; actin cortical patch. The record is from RefSeq and is a predicted model, not a curated record. Gene Ontology annotation, molecular function: actin filament binding.
GGAAAACCAGUCUACGCAAAGGCGUGACGAAAAUCCAAGAUGUCGGACGGCGAAGUAAUUUCUGACGGAGAGAAGACCAAAAUUGCAAGUGACUUCAUCUUACAUGCACCACCAGGAGAAUUUAAUGAGGUUUUCACAGAUGUGAGACUCUUGUUGAAUGAUGACCAACUGCUGAAAAGUGCUUCUGGGUCUUUUGCCCAGUACAAUCGAGACCAGUUCACACCUUGUAAAGUGGAUGGCUCCGAAGAACAGUGCUUGAUAACGGAGCAUGGGGAUUUGGGAGAGUCCAGAUUUCUAGAUCCCCGAACCAAACAGACAUUUAGAUACGACCACUUAAAGAAGGAGGCCCUGGAUUUCCAGCCCGCUGACGUUGAUCACUCAGCAGAACCCUGGCGGGCCGCAGUGGAAUCUGAACUGACCAGUUACCACAAAACCUUUUAUAAAUAUGGUGUCUCAUCAACCUACGGAACUAGCUCGGGAGGCAGUGUGACAAUCAUUGCAUGCAUUGAGAGCCACCAGUUCCAGCCCAAAAACUUCUGGAAUGGUAGAUGGCGUUCACAGUGGACUGUAACCUUUCCGACAUCAGGAGGCAAGACUGACCUUGUAGGAUUACUUAAAGUACAGGUGCAUUAUUACGAAGAUGGCAAUGUGCAGUUAGUAAGUUCAAAAGACAUAAAACAGACCAUUAGUACAUCAAAUGAACAACAGUUUGCAAAGGAGUUUGUCAAAGUUGUAGAAAAUGCUGAGAAGGAGUACCAGACUGCCAUCACUGAAAACUACAUCACAAUGCGAGACACGACAUUCAAGGCUCUACGACGUCAAUUACCCGUCACCCGCUCGAAAAUCGACUGGAACAAAAUUCUAGGUUACAAAGUGGGCACAGCCCUAUCUGCGCAAAAUAAGUAGUGAUUUGUAUGUGGACAUGACAUAUUCUGUAAAUUUUGGUAUCUUGUAAAAUAGUAUAGAUGUUUAAUAUGUUUAUUAACUAUUAUUCGUGAUGGUCAGACUAAGUGUGUGACUGUUAGAGUGAGAGAGCAAGGUAAAAGUGAUACUUUCUUUUAUAGGGAAAAAUACUGGACCAAACUGUGAAAACCUAUCAAUAAAAAAUAUGUUUUUCCCCAACUGGGGGUGGGGAAGGGAGGCAUACCAUGAGAUUAAUAUUCACUUCAAAUGGUGUUGUCCAACUGUUGCCCCUUAAGGAGGGAAAUUUGUCAAAAUACCAGGUUGAAGGCGUUCAUGUUUUAAAAAAUCCGACCAAUCUGAAGGGCUUAUCAGGCAUUUCAAAAUCUCACCUAUCGGGAAUCGCCAUCUGCCUAAAGACCAAAAUAUUCCUGCAGCUUCCCAGUUGGGCAAUGUACUGAUAGGCAAAUAAUCAUAUACAUCACUAAGGUAUUGGUGCAAAAGAGUAAAUUUGUUAGAAAUUUUUUGAUUGUAAAAUAUUGAUCAAAAUAACUUAAUGAACCUUUAUUUCAGCAUUGUCUCAUUAAGAGAGAAAAUGGCUGAUUUCAUUACAACAAGGUCUUGUCAUAAUAAAAGGAUCAAGAAUGUUUGUUUAAAAAUGGUUAAGUUUUAUACUUUAAUUGAUAGUAAGAUAGUUAAUAUUAAAAAGGGGCUGUAAAAUAAUUAACCUACCAGUAAUUAUGGGCCGUAAAAUAAUUUACCUACCAGUAAUUAUGGGCCGUAAAAUAAUUAACCUACCAGUAAUUAUGGGCCGUAAAAUAAUUGACCUGUACCAGUAAUCAUAAAGCGAUUUAUUGGACUGGUAUAUGAAAACAAAACAUUUAAAUGGUUUCUGAAAGACAUAUUAACUGGACUGGUUUCUGAGAGACUCAUUUAAUGGACUGGUUUCUGAGAGACUCAAUUGUUGGACUGGUUUAUGAGAGACAAAUACAUUGGACUGGUUUUGACAGUCGCUGAAACGGGCAAACAUCAUUCCUCAAUAAUUUAUGUUUUCAAUUUUUGUUGUGAGCAUUUUGGAGGAUAGCUGUAUUUUGUUCUGUUGUCAAGAUGAUUCUUGCCAUCUUUGUGUAGGCUUUUUCUUGUAUUUUAAGUUAGCUUUCGUGUAAAUGAUCUUUAAGGAAUAUAUGUUUUUUGGACUUUUGUUAAUUUGCAUUUUUUUGCAGGUUCUUUUUUUUUAAUGAAAAACAAUAUUUUCGUUUGUUAAGUGUUGUUUUGAAAGGGGAAAAAAGGACAUCAGUAGGUUCCAAACAGAACAUAAGUUACUGAAAUACAAAUUCUUCCACUCAAGAAAAGUAGAUCCUUACAUUUGGCCAUUCCUGAAAUCCUUAUCAUGUACACUGGGGGCAAAGAGAAGAAAGUACCCAUGUAAAAAAUACAGUCCUGCUAUAUUUUGUUUAACUUAGAUGGAAAAAUAACAUCUACCAUGGCUGCUCAUGUAGAAUAGGUUCAUUCCAACCCUUGCUCAAGGUAUUCUGCAAAACUGUGUUCUUUAAACCUUGUUUCUGCAAAACACUGUAUGCUUGGGUUGGCAUGAACCUGUCUUACAAUCUCGGCCAUGGAAGAUACUUACAUUCUUAUAUUAGGUGAAUGAAAUUCAUAUCUGUUGGAAGAUCAUUAAUUUUGAUUGAACUGUCGUAAAACAACUCUUUGUUUAUAAUGCAGCAUAAUUUUUCAUAAGAAUUCCAAUAAAUGUCUGAUUGCUAUGGAUAUUAAGUCUUAUGAAUAAAUUAACAUGCCUUGUGCCAAACAUGAAAUAUAAUGUUUGCCAAAUGAAUAGGCAUAAUCCUACAGUGUGUGUAUACCACAUGAUAAAUUGCGUCAUAAAUGCUAGGGCAGAAGGCAAUAUUUGCCCUGAAUGAACACUUUAAACAAAGAUAACUUAACAAUUUCUUUACCAUUUUAAAUGAAACGUACAGAGCCCCGCCUUCGGUCUUUUACCAGACUUUGAUUAAGAGUUUAGUUUCUGAAAACACUUUGACAAACCACUGCCUCAUGGAACAUAAUGAUUGUCAAAACAUUAGUUUGGAAACAGGUUUGUCGAAAAAAUUUAGUAAACUAAUCAAACUCCGCUAAUGAAACAAAGGCGGGGCUAUUUAAGCGGAAUAGACAGCCCUUUAUUUCAUUUAAAAUGGUGAAGAAAAAGAAAAGUUAUCUUGGUUUUAAGUCUUCAUUUUAAGCAAAAGGUUGCCUUCUGACGUAGCAUAUAUGAUGUAAUUUAUCACGUGGUAUACACACACUGUCCUAUAUAAGAAACGAUGAUCAGGGUUUUAAACUUUCUGAUUGCUACAAUGAAACUUGAUGGCAUUGUAAAUGUUGAUAAAUGUGCUGGCUAAUGUUUAAUGAAUACUAAAAACAUUAUAGGGCCCUGCAGAAAUCUGAAUGUAAUCAUAUCAUAAGAGAGAGAAUUUCAGUUAAAUGAACAAAUUUUACUUGCAGAAUCAAAUAAACUCAUUUUCUGAAAAAUGUCAAUUUUAAUAUUUUAUUGUAUGAUUUUUGCAUCUCUGAGUCCCGAACACGUCUUAGAAAAGGUUAAUUCACGUUGUCUAAGAUAAAUAAGGAGGUUUUUUUUAGGAGUUCGUAAAUCAUUAUUUUAGGGACUGCCAAAUGUCAAUUAGCAGAAAAUUAAUUUCUGUUCAAUAGGUGACUUUGCAAGAUGAUUGUGUAGUUCAAGUUAAUUUAUUUGAACUUUUUUUCGUCGAUUAAUAUAUCAAAUUUCAUUAUAAUAAUACUUGAUUUUCCCUAUACUAAUAUUAUUCUUACAAGCAAUGUAGAUUUAGUUAGAAUUUUAGAAGCCCAAAAUAAUAUAUAAUAAACCAAUUUGUAUUUCUUUAUUCUACUCCUUUUUUGAGUGUCCUUAGGAUGUCACUUUCAAUACUCUAUAAUUCUACAUAAUAUAAACUAUGUAAAAAAGAAUUUUAUAGAUAGUGUUAUAUCGGUAGUUCAUUAUAAAUAAUUCAUACUGAUGUGAAUUAGUACUGUGUUUAGUUGAUAUCAAAGCAAUCUUGUAACUAAUGAAUUUUAUGCAGCGUUAGUUUAUGAUUUUGCAAAUUAGAAGGUACGAUAAUUUUUUCAUCAGAUAUUAAAGUUUUGUAAAUACAGGGAAACGACCCCAAAUAUAAGCGGUGUUAAUAUUUCAAUAUGGUGCAUUUAUUUGGCUUUUAAAUUUUAAAUGUGUUUAUGUUUCUCCUUAAGAAUUAGCGUUUAUGGAAAUAUUAAUAAACAGCUAUGCUCACAAUAUUUAUUUGAUUUUGGGGUAUUUACUGGCAAUAUGAAAAUGAGCUAAAUAUAGAAAUUCAUGUUAUUUUCUGGCAAUAUGAAGAAGUGCUAAAUAUAGAAUUUCAUAUUAUUGGCUGGCAAUAUGUAAAUGAGCUAAAUAUAAAACUGCAUCUUUAGGGGUCAACAAUUCUGCACAGUGCCUUGCAUUAUGUUGGCACAGUUUGUUUUUUCUUUAUUACAGAACAUACCCCACUCUUGUAAAAAUGGUUAUAAUUGUAUUGAUUUUUGCAUGGAAUGAGUUUUGAAGCAUUUGAUUGGUGUAAUACUUGACUUUUAAGCUAUUAUUAUUGAAAUAUAUGCAAAACAUACAUUCACAUGUAUAUUA